AUGAACAGCGACUAUCUCGGCCCUAGCUGGAGACAGCGGGAGCGACAACAGAAGCAACACUUUACUUACCAUGGCCAGCCAUUUGCCAGCCUGUGGGUCUGCCUGCUGCUGCUGCUGCUGCUGGGCAACAUCUGCGGCUCUGGCGCCCAUUUGCACAAAUGGAAUAUCUUGCAAAAGAGUUUUCGCUACAUGCAGGAGACGAUGCUGAGCAACAGCUUAGAGCGCGCUCAUCUCAAUCAUGGCAUUGUGUUUGAGUGCCGCACUAUCUCCGACGCGAACCUGGGCGACGAGGUCCACUUCCAAUUGCAGCUCGGCGACCUGCGAGGCUUUCGACGCUUGGAUGCCAGCAAGAAGCUCGCCUUAUUCCUGCACGGCUGGAACGAUCAGGGCAGCAAGGACUGGGUGCAGGAGCUACUACUGACUUGGACGCUGUUUGAUGAGAACUACAAUGUGUGCGUCGUGGACUGGGGCAAUCUGUCGCAGAAUGACUAUAAGAGCGCUUCGAUGUCCAUAUUCGACGUGGGCCUGACCGUUGCGGGCAUCAUCAUUGCCUUGGAGGAAAUGCGACCGCAAAGCUUCAAUCGGCAGAACGUGACCUUGGCUGGGUAUAGCCUGGGCGCUCAUGCAGCGGGCUAUGCGGGCGCCGUGCUGGGCGGUCAGGUGGAGCAGAUCAUUGGCCUGGAUCCAGCUGGGCCGCUGUUCACGUUGCCCGCCGAUGUCCAUCCCAAGUACAGGCUGGACAAGACGGACGCCCAGUUCGUUCAAGUGCUGCACACCUCUGGCGGCACGCUGGGCACGAGCCUUAAGUGUGGCCAUGCCGACUUCUAUCCGAACGGAGGACGAGCUCCGCAGAGCAACUGUCUGAUGUUUAUGAAUCUGCGCGACAUGCAGAACACAAAUCCCAUUGCCUGCAGCCACUCGGCGGCUGCGAUCUUCUUCCGGCAGUCAAUGGAUCCGCAGUACCCCUUCAUCGGCUACGAAUGCGGCAGCUAUCGCGAUUACUCCGCUGGCCGUUGCGUCAACAAUCGCCGGGCCAUGUUCGGCAUCCACUCACGGCGACGGCUACAGGGCAGCUUCUACUUCGACACCAGCUCGAGCUAUCCCUACGUGCAGCAACAGCGUCCGCAACGCUUCUGGAAUUGGAUUUGGGCUAGACGAAGCAAUUACAUUAGCAGCAGCAACAACGGCCACGGCCAGGCCAUGGACGCUCAGGUGGCGAAGGCGCAGUCGUGGGCGCCAUCGCUGCCCGUUCAGAUGAGCCCAAUGCAGAGAGCGAGACAGAGGAGGGAGGGAGUAGAGCGGAACUAG
Molecule: messenger RNA, 1308 nt
Organism: Drosophila hydei
Lineage: Eukaryota; Metazoa; Arthropoda; Insecta; Diptera; Drosophilidae
Product: lipase member H
Exons: 6
Coding region: 1-1308 (435 amino acids)
Molecular function (GO): lipase activity
Source: RefSeq, a predicted model, not a curated record